Molecule: messenger RNA, 975 nt
Organism: Erythranthe guttata (spotted monkey flower)
Lineage: Eukaryota; Viridiplantae; Streptophyta; Magnoliopsida; Lamiales; Phrymaceae
Biological process (GO): nucleobase-containing compound metabolic process
Cellular component (GO): cytoplasm; nucleus
Molecular function (GO): 3'-5' exonuclease activity; nucleic acid binding
Source: RefSeq, a predicted model, not a curated record
GUUUCACACCUAAAGCUAACGGUGUUAAAUUUAACUAACGAACAAUUGACGUAAACCCAGUAUCGACACACAAUCGAGCAAGUACAAGGGGCAAAGCGAUAGAUAUUGAAAGUAUAAGGGGGUAAAAUAUAUAAAAAAUAAUUUCACCAAAUAUCCAAAACUUAUAAAUGUGGAUGCAAAUAAUCGAUUCCCCAAAUUAAAAUAUAAAUCACACAAAAAAAAAAUAACCAGCGAAAAAAGUCAAACCGAAAAUGGCGACGCAAAUCCACCACCACCACCAACUCCCUUACGCCACCUUCAGCGUGGUCUUCCACGCCGACGUAGUCCACACCACCGUGACACACGAUCCCGCCACCGUCUCGAAAUGGAUCGAACACAUCACCUCCCUGUACGGCCACCUCCCCCUGAUCGUCGGACUCGACAUCGAGUGGCUCCCGAACACCACGCGCGGCCAGCAAAACCCCGCCGCCACGCUCCAGCUCUGCGUCGGCCGCUGCUGCCUCGUCUACCAGCUCAUCCACUCGCCGUACCUGCCGAUCCAGCUCACCCGAUUCCUCUCCUUCUCCCACCACACGUUCGUCGGAGUGGAGGUGAAAUCCGAUCUGGAGAAACUCGAGCGGGACUACAAAAUUGGGUACAACGCGAGGGCGGUGGAUCUGAGGGGUGUGGCGGCGGAGGUGUACCGGAGGAAGGAUCUGAAGUGCGCCGGAUUGAAGGGGCUAGCGAAAAUUGUGAUCGGAAAAGAGAUGGAUAAACCUAAAUCGGUGACGAUGAGUAAUUGGGAUAAUCGGUGGCUCACGGCGGAUCAAAUCAAGUAUGCUUGUGUUGAUGCUUUUGUUAGCUUUGAAAUUGGCAGGGUUUUGAAUGCUUGUGCUUUUGUGUAAAUAUUAAAAUCGGAUAUUUUUGUUAAUAAUUUUUUUUAAUUAUUAUUAUUAUUAACGAACUGAUUAAUAUUUGUUGGGGGUGUUUUUAUCA